Messenger RNA from Knipowitschia caucasica, 867 nucleotides. The record is from the annotation of a GenBank genome assembly. Lineage: Eukaryota; Metazoa; Chordata; Actinopteri; Gobiiformes; Gobiidae.
AUGGAGGACGACAGCAAGAAGAGGAUGAAGGAAAAAUUUGGCCUGAGGCGGGAUAUCUUUAAAGAGUUCCUAGCGGAGUUUCUGGGGAUAUUUGUCUUGAUACUCUUUGGAUGUGGUUCAGUGGCCCAGGCGGUGCUGAGUAAAGGGGCUCUGGGGGAGCCCUUGACCAUCCACAUUGGCUUCACCCUCGGAGUCAUGAUGGCAGUCUACAUGGCAGGAGGAGUGUCAGGAGGACAUGUGAACCCUGCAGUCUCUCUGGCUAUGGUGAUUCUCGGAAAACUCUCUAUCAAGAAGUUCCCCAUUUACGUGGCCGCCCAGUUCCUUGGAGCGUUUGCUGGAUCCUGUGCCGUCUUUGGGCUCUACUAUGAUGCGCUCAUGGACUACACCAAUGGGGAAUUCACUGUUACGGGUCCAAAUGCCACAGCCAACAUAUUUGCUUCUUAUCCAGCCAAGCAUCUGUCCGUCAUAAAUGGAUUUGUUGAUCAGGUGAUUGGAACAGGAGCACUGGUCCUCUGCAUCUUGGCCAUCACUGAUAAGAGGAACAUUGGCGCUCCGAAAGGCAUGGAACCUCUUUGCAUUGGUUUAGCCAUCACUGCCAUAGCAGUGUCCAUGGGUCUGAACUGUGGUUAUCCCAUCAACCCGGCCCGAGACCUGGGCCCACGCUUCUUCACAGCAGUGGCCGGCUGGGGCAUGGAUGUGUUCAGAGCUGGUGGCUGCUGGUGGUGGAUCCCGGUCGCGGGUCCAAUGGUGGGAGGAGCUGUGGGAGCUGGAGUUUACUUCCUCUGUGUGGAACUGCACCACCCAGAACUCGAGAAGCAGGAUGAAAACAACAUCCCAGACAAGUACGAGAUGGUCACCAUGAGCUGA